CACACAACACAAGUGAAUAGAAGAAGCUUUCCCCUCUUUCUCUCCCCUUCCGCACCAUCAUUUAAGGAUAGGACCCCUUCCCCCAAGAUGAGCGUUCCAGGGAUUAAUAACCUUUCAACUUUGAUCAAACGGCUAGAAGCUGCAACUUCUCGUUUAGAGGAUAUUGCUGUUCAACAACAUGCUCAACCCCAACAACCCCCAGCUGGUGGUAUGGCUUCAACAGAUAGAGGUGCACCUGUUCCACCUUCUGCUCCUGCAGUAGAUUUGCCUGCAAGUGUUGAAGCAUGGGAUGAUGAAGUCAAGCCAAAGAUCGAUGCAUUUGCUGAAUUGAGUGCAAAAGUGGGAGGAAAUGUUGAAAUUCAAGCAAAACAUGUCGUGGCAGCCUUUGAAGGUGUUCGUCAUACCGUUCUAGUCGCAGGAAGCUCAAAGAAACCAAGCGGAUCACCUUCUCCUGUUUUCUUAAAACUUCUCGAACCUAUCCAAAAAGCAUUGGAAGAAACACAAAAUGCAAAGGAGAAGAAUCGGGCCGACAGAAAAUUAUUCAAUCACUUGUCCGCUAUUGCCGAAGGUAUUCCAGCCGUCGGAUGGGUUACCAUAGAGCCAAAACCAGGUCCAUACGUAGAAGAGAUGAAGAACGCUGGUCAAUUCUACUUCAAUCGGGUCAUCAAAGAAUUCAAAGAUACAGAUAAAGUUCACGUAGAAUGGGCUCGUUCAUUUACCGCGACAUUGGACGCUAUGAAAGCAUACGUAAUGCAACAUCACACCACUGGACUUCAAUGGAACCCUCGUGGCGGCGAUGCAUCAACGUUUUCUGCUCCAUCCAAUGCUGCAGCAACUGGCGAUGUUCCACCACCGCCACCACCCGCUCCCCCUGUUGCUCCGGCAGCCCCUCCCCCACCUCCAGCAGCAGCAGCGGCAAGUGGAGCAGCGGCAGCAGGUGGUAUGGAUGCGGUAUUCGGACAGAUUAAUCAAGGAGAAGGUAUUACUGGAGGUUUGAAAAAGGUUGAUCCUAGUCAAAUGACCCACAAGAACCCCGCUUUGCGUGGACAAGCUGCGCCAGUUUCGGCAGUAGGUGGUGCUGCUGGAAAGCCCGCACCUCCCAAACCAGGAUCGAAACCGGGCUCACUAAAAGCAAAGAAGCCACCAAAGACAGCUUUGGAAGGCAACAAAUGGGCAGUCGAAUAUCAUGAAGGGAAUCGGUCAAUCGUAUUGGAAGAAACAUCUAUAGGGCAGACUGUGAACGUAUUUGGAUGUAAGGAUUCGGUGAUUCAUGUUAAAGGCAAAGUAAAUGCUAUUCAGAUGGUAUCAUGCAGCAAGACAUCCAUUCUGCUAGACACACUUGUUUCUUCACUCGAAUUAACUCAAUCUCCCAGCUUCACAGUCCAAGUCACAGGUGCCGUGCCUACAAUCUUGAUUGAUUCGUGCGAUAGUGGACAGAUCUACUUGAGUCAAGCUUCGCUACAUACCGAGAUUGUUACCGCCAAAUGCAGUGCCAUCAACGUUAGCGUACCAAAAGAGGGUGAACCUGAAGGCGAAUAUGCCGAGAUUGCAUUGCCAGAGCAAUUGCGACAUCAAGUUGUACCUGGUGGAAAAGGCAUCAAGAGUGAGGUCGUUGAGCAUUCAGGUUAAUGUGUGCAUGGUAGACGUUUUUGUGCUUCAUAGUAUCAUCUCAUGAAAUGCCAUAUAUCUGAAAUGCAAGUGGUGAAAUUU
Molecule: messenger RNA, 1710 nt
Organism: Meira miltonrushii
Lineage: Eukaryota; Fungi; Basidiomycota; Exobasidiomycetes; Exobasidiales; Brachybasidiaceae
Product: putative adenylyl-cyclase-associated protein CAP
Exons: 1
Coding region: 88-1629 (513 amino acids)
Biological process (GO): regulation of adenylate cyclase activity; cytoskeleton organization
Cellular component (GO): cytoplasm
Molecular function (GO): actin binding; adenylate cyclase binding
Source: RefSeq, a predicted model, not a curated record